Molecule: messenger RNA, 945 nt
Organism: Phaeoacremonium minimum UCRPA7
Lineage: Eukaryota; Fungi; Ascomycota; Sordariomycetes; Togniniales; Togniniaceae
Exons: 3
Coding region: 1-945 (314 amino acids)
Source: RefSeq, a predicted model, not a curated record
AUGCAGCUCCGUGACUCGAGCCAGAUCCGUCGCCCGGGUCGGUAUUCGGAGGACUAUGACCUUGGCGACCCUGGCCGACCCAUCUUCGUCCACCCAGACGUGCCCUUCAACAAAGAGCUCGCGAAGCAUGUCGAGUUUAACUCGCUGCCCCCGAACCACCCUGGACCUGCUCCGUCGAGAAUGAGAUAUGAGGCCGCACAGAAGGGAACCCUAAAACCCGCGGCGCAGAUCUACCCAAGUGCAAAUGCGAUCACCCAGGGGUCGCAGGUGGCUAAGGUGGUUAGCCUGGCGCGGCCGGACCCCCGGGAGAGGAUCGUACCGAGCAUCGAGUAUGACGAGGACGAGAACGGGAAGCUGAAUAAGUCGCUUCGGAGACUGUGGCAGACAUCUGGUCCAGCUAAGAUGCCCAAGCAGCCCACCGUCGCGAGGAAAGCGCCAGAGUGGGCAGAUCUUUCCGACGGCACGAAGCUCGUGAUCAUGAGUGAUCUGACAAUCGUUCGCAAACUCACUUUCACUCAAGCAGCCAGAAGCAUCCUGGGCCUGACCCAGGACGCAGCGGAGGAGUUCCUGGAGCUGUACCGCCGCGAGUGGAGCAAACAGAACGCAUACGACUGCGAGAUAUUCGAGUUCAACAGGAAGCGCAUGCGCACUCUUUCUUCGGGCGCUCAGCCCAAAGGAUAUGUCAUCCCGUUGCCCGACUUGGUGACCAACACUAUGACGGCGAAGGAGCUGAAGAAGGGAAGGCUAUUUCUUGAUUGGAUCGGAGCAAAGAAGACCGCCGCAGGUCUGGGACGCUGGGAAGGCCAGGGAACUGACCUUGUUCCUAUCAACUUCGAGCCGCUCCCUUCGCCGGAAGUCGGUUGGGCACGCCCUGGCCCAGUCGAGCCCCCUAUUUGCCCCGUAUCAGGCUCCUCCUACUCCAACUCCAAAACGGCCAGUCGGUAG